This is a messenger RNA of Maudiozyma barnettii, 1242 nucleotides long. It is a transcript of the gene HAT2, whose product is annotated as Hat2p. The coding region runs from base 1 to 1242 and encodes 413 amino acids. Gene Ontology annotation, cellular component: Rpd3L-Expanded complex; nucleus; cytoplasm. Gene Ontology annotation, biological process: regulation of gene expression. Lineage: Eukaryota; Fungi; Ascomycota; Saccharomycetes; Saccharomycetales; Saccharomycetaceae. Gene Ontology annotation, molecular function: histone binding. The record is from RefSeq and is a predicted model, not a curated record. The transcript has a single exon.
AUGGAUCAACUUAUGGAUACAAAUAACAUUCAAGAAGAAAAUAAUGAACCAUUAUCAAUUGAACAAGAGUACGAUUUGUGGAAAUCUAAUGUCCCAUUAAUGUACGAUUUUGUGAGCGAAACAAAAUUAACAUGGCCAUCCUUAACAAUUCAAUGGUUACCAGAUAAUGGAUCAACUUCACCACAAAAACAAGAUUUACUUUUAGGGACUCACACUUCUGGUGAAGAAGAUAACUAUUUGAAAAUUGCAUCUGUAGAAUUACCAAAAGAAAUUGCGUUAAGUUCAGUAGAGGAUGAUGAACAUAACGAAUUAUCUACAGAAAAUGUAAAAUCAAACAUUAGAAUAACUAAAAAAUUUAAACACGAUUUAGAGAUCACUAGAGCUCGUUAUAUGCCACAACAAAAUAACAUCGUUGCUACUAUUAAUGGUGAAGGUACCCUUUAUAUCUACGAUACAAACCAAUCUUCAAAACAAACACCUACAAGACUGUCAUAUCAUAAGGAAAAUGGGUACGGUCUUUCAUUUAAUCCUAAUGAUAAGGGAAAACUUUUGAGUGGUUCAGAUGAUCACUCAAUAGCAUUAUGGGAUGUAUCAAUGUCUACCGAACCUGUUUUAUCUUGGGAGAAUGCUCAUAACGAUAUUAUUAACGAUUGUAAGUGGCACAAUUUUGAACCAAGUAUCUUUGGUAGUGUAUCAGAAGAUAGUACUUUACAAAUUCAAGAUCUCAGAAUACUUGAAGGUUCAAGUAACGAUAACAAUGAUUCAAUUGUUAUGAAAUUAAAGGCUCCACAACCUUUUAAUACCAUUGCAUUCUCAAAAUAUUCUUCAAAUCUAUUUGCUGCAGCAGGGACAGAUUCUAAUAUCUAUCUUUAUGAUAUGAGGGAUACUUCUGUACCUUUACAUACAAUGUGUGCCCACACAGACGCUGUUACAAGUUUAGACUUCUAUGGCCAACAGGAUGGUAUAAUUGUUUCUGCUGGUGCAGAUAGAAGAGUCAUCGUAUGGGAUAUAAUGGAAAUUGGUAACGAACAAGUUCGUGAUGAUGCAGAGGAUGCUAUGCCAGAAGUGCUGAUGAUUCAUGCAGGUCACAAAAGUGCCAUCAACGACAUAUCAAUAAACGACAAUAUCCCAUGGUUAAUGGCUUCUGCUGAAGAAGAGAAUACCGUCCAGAUUUGGAAAUGUUCAAGCAAAUUGCAAAGAAUUGGUGAUAUUCCAGAACCCAACAUUGAUAUGCUACAGUAA